Molecule: messenger RNA, 746 nt
Organism: Elaeis guineensis (African oil palm)
Lineage: Eukaryota; Viridiplantae; Streptophyta; Magnoliopsida; Arecales; Arecaceae
Source: RefSeq, a predicted model, not a curated record
UUAGGGUUUGGAAAUAUGGACAGGAGGAGUGAUCGAUGUGACCGUUCGAUCGCUAGCGGAUGGACGGUGAUACCCUUUCUCAGAUCCAUGUUUCACAUCACGUGCACCGCACGUGCUUCCUCUCAAAACCCUAAUAAUAAGGCGGCCGCCACUUCUGGCGCAUUGGCUGCUCGCAACGACUCGGAGGGGAGGGGCGGGGAGAGAAGCGUCGGGCGGGUUGCAACGAUGGUGAACGUUCCAAAAACAAAGAAGACUUAUUGCAAGAAUAAGGCAUGCCGUAAGCAUACUCUUCACAAGGUUACCCAGUAUAAAAAAGGCAAGGAUAGUCUGUCUGCUCAAGGAAAGCGUCGUUACGACCGCAAACAGUCAGGUUAUGGUGGUCAGACAAAGCCUGUUUUCCACAAGAAGGCAAAAACAACCAAGAAAAUUGUGUUGAAGCUGCAGUGCCAGAGUUGCAAGCAUUAUUCACAGCACCCUAUAAAGAGAUGCAAGCAUUUUGAAAUUGGUGGAGAUAAGAAGGGCAAGGGAACGUCUCUCUUCUAGUGGGCUUCUAUCGUUUCGAGGGCGUCACUUGGUUAUCUGUGUGUUCUAGGGAAAUGCUGAUCUAAACCCAUUAAAUCGGCACUAUAUUUUUGUUAAGGACUUUUUGGUGUUUCUUAAGUUUACUUGGUUGUCAUGUUCUAGCCUAUAAUGAUUCAGGUAGUGUGCUAAAACCAGUUCAAUGCUGAUCUAAACCCUUUAAAUCA